UGAUAAAAAUGAUUUUCCUCUUAUUUGUCUCUGUUUUAAAUAAUAUUCUGCAUAAGCCAACGGGAGGAAAAUCUAUCAGAGGUCAGUGAAAAUGGUACAAACCUGAUAAAAACAAACUUUUUUCUUAGUCUAGUUCUUGUCCUGAGUUCUUGUUUUUAAAAUGACGUCAUUGUCAUGUGAGGAAGCUGAAUACGCAUGCGUGAAACAAAAUGGAAAAAAAAUCUGACGAAAAUCGGAAGAGAAAUCUUGAAGUUGUUCAAAGCAGUAGUGAGGAUGAAACAUGUCAAACAUUUGUUUUACACAAUGAAGACCAUACACUCGGAAACAGUCUCAGAUACAUGGUUAUGAAAAAUCCAGCUAUCGAAUUUUGUGGAUACACUAUACCUCAUCCCUCAGAAAAUAAGAUUAACUUUAGGAUACAAACUAGAGGUGGCCCAGCUGUUGAUGCACUACAGAAAGGAUUGACAGAUCUCAAAGAAGUUUCAGGACACAUUCUCACAACUUUUGAGAGUAAAGUGCAGUCAUAUAAGCGUUUACAACAGAGAAAGGAUGAAGCUGAUUCCAAUAUGGACCAGUCAUGACACAGAUAUUAGAACCUAUAGGACUAUAAAGGAUAACAUGUACAUAUUAACAGAUGACACUCUAACCAAUG
Molecule: messenger RNA, 652 nt
Organism: Owenia fusiformis
Lineage: Eukaryota; Metazoa; Annelida; Polychaeta; Sabellida; Oweniidae
Source: the annotation of a GenBank genome assembly